CCUCUGGUGACAGUCCGACCAUCCUGCAGCUCUGUGGGCUUCAGGUCUGUCAAGCUGGUCUUCAGGUUUCAUCUCCACCAACUACAGGGCAAAAUUUGUUCCUCCACACUGGAGAUAAGUUUUGCCUGGACCUGCAUCUACAUCACUGCUUUGCUGCAUAGCAGUGCCAUGCUUCCAGGAGGCUGUGGGUGAGAAAGCAUGUCGUCAGACUACUACUGUGGAGAUGAUCUGGUGGAGCGGGGGUCCAUCCCCCUGGACAUCGACAACGUCCACAUGCUACUGCAGGUUGAACAAGAACAGAUUCAGAAGCGGACCUUCACUAACUGGGUCAAUGCUCAGCUGGCAAAGCGGAGGCCACCGUGUAUGGUCGUGGAUCUGUUCAAUGACUUCCGUGAUGGCUCCAAACUGCUGGACCUGCUGGAGGUGAUGAGCAGCCAGCGCAUCAGUCGGGAGCGAGGCAGGGGAAUGUUUCAGCACAGAAGCAACAUUGAGAAAGCCCUCUCGUUUCUGAAGAAGAAAUCGAUCAAACUGGUCAACAUAAACAUUCCUGACAUCACUGAUGGAAAGCCGUCCAUCAUCCUGGGCCUCAUAUGGACAAUCAUCCUACAGUAUCAUAUCGAGGAGUUGGCCAGUGGCCUAUCAUUCGACUCACGUCAGUCCUCCAUGGAGUCUCUGAACAGCCUGGACUCACGCUCCACCCUGUCAAGCCGGUCAGCCAGCAGCAGUCCGCUUCCUCCCAGAGGCUCACCGCUGCACCACCGCUUCAGGGUUUCUGCCAAGAAGGCCCUGCUUCUCUGGGUCCGGGAGCAGUGCCACAGAGCUGGCUGCACAAUAAAUGUGAAGGACUUCAAAGCAAGCUGGAGGAGUGGAGUUGUCUUCCUGGCGAUCCUGUACGCUCUGCGGCCCGACCUGGUGGAUCUGUCUGAAGCCAGAACCAGAAGCAACAAACAGAACCUGGAGGAGGCCUUCUGCAUUGCAGAGAAAGAGCUGAGGAUCCCCAGACUGCUGGAGCCUGAUGAUGUGGACGUUCGAGACCCUGAUGAGAAGUCCAUCAUAACCUAUGUGGCUCAGUUCCUGCAGUACUCCAGAGACCUCCCCGUGCCAGAGGAAGAAAUGCAGGUGACACCUGAUCGCAAGGCACAGGAAGUGACGUGCUGGUUGGUGCAGGCCUACAACGAGCUGCUGGAGGGAUGGGACUCCACAGAGGGGGAAAGCUAUUCACAGAGAUACCAUGUAUUUCAGACUUUUCUGGUGUCCUUUAAUGAGCAGCGGAGUCCCAUCAUACCUUUGCUAACGGCAAUGAGACGAAGCCCAAAUCUGAGCGAAGAGCAACGGGCUCUCAGAGAGGCAUGGGAUGCCCUCAUCGGAAAGCUUCGUGAAUACAAACUGGAGUUGGAUACGAGUCUUCCAGCCCCCUUGGAUACGGUGGCCUGCUGGCUGCUGAGAGCAGAGGGGGCUCGGGCUGAGGAGGACGGCGAGCCUCAGGACCAUGGCCGUGCUGCUGACGAAGCCAGGGAGAAACAGAAGCUGCUCAAAGUUUGCCUGGAUGAGAUGCCGCAGCAGCUGAAAACCUUCCAGUCCUUCCAGAACUCAGAUGAGUAUGGUAACAUGAUGUUCACGGGUGUGAGAGUAACUGCAAAGUACCAUGGGAUCAAGCUGGAGUACCAGGAGCAUCGCCACACAGUUUUAGAGCUGUUGGGGCAGAUGAGGACCAAGCUGCGGGUCUGGAAGAGACCUUACAUCUCCCCGGAGGCUGUCAGGGUGUUGCUGCAAGAGUGGCAUGAGCUGGUCACCAUACGGGCACUUCCUUCUUUGCUGGAAGCAGCUCUUCAUAAGCUGAAGCAAAUUUCUGAGAAAUACUCAAGUAAAUCUGCCCUUGCUGCAGAUUACCACCGUGUCAGUCAGCAGGUGAAGCAGCUGGAGGAGGACACUGCUGCUGUUUUGGAGGAGGUGACCAAAGCCAAAAGCACUAUGGGACAAGUCCUGUCUGCCUGGGACUCGUACAGCGACUGCCUCAGCUCCCUGCAGGCUUGGCUGGAGCAGGGCUCUGCAACACUCAGCCAUGGCCACAGACUAGAGGUGACAUCAGAGUCUAUGGCUGAAUGGGGCGCCCGACAGUUCCACCUAAACGAAGUGGGGAACUUGCUGAUUGAAUCAACAGAACCUCAGACCAGCAGGAGCCUGGCAGAGGAGCUGCGCAAACUUAACAUGCAGUGGACCGAGUUUGUCAAGAGAAACACGUUUGACACUGUGGCUGAGCCCAGUGCUGAUGUUCAGGCCAGACUCCAGGACCCCCAGGCUCUGAUCAGACAAGCCACUCUCAUUCUCAAAGAGCCUCUGGAUGUCAUGGCAGCUCCUUUGCGCACCUACAGAAAAAGACUACAGUUCAUAAUGAAGAAGAUAAAAGAUGUGGAUUUGGAUGCUCUGGCUCUCUCCCCAGAAUGCCCAGCAGAUCACUUACAGAAAAUGAAGCUCGCUAUGCCUGAAGUGAUGCAGACCCUAUCUGAGGCAGAGCAGGUGUGUGUUGAGCUGCAGCACAGUGUGUCUGGUCUGGACAGUCGCCUGGCUGAACUCCUGCACUGGGAGGCGGAUACCAGGGAGCUCUACCAGCUGCUGAGGACCGCAGAGCGACAACAGCCACAGCAGGGCCAAGACCCACGAGCCAGGGUCCUGAUUUCUCGUGGUCUACAGCUGGAGGGCCAGGUGGUGACAGAGGAGCAGGACCUGCAGGUGCUGGUGAUGACCAGGCAGAAAAGCUCUCCACUCCAGUACCUCCACGCCUCCUCCAUGCACGACAGAGUGCGAGCGGUUGUUGCACAAUCACAGGAGGCUGUAGGUAUGCUGAGCAGCCUGGGAGCCAGAAGAGAAAGAAGCAGAAGCCCCCCAGAAGGACCUCCCCCAUCUAAAGUUUUCAUCCAGGCUAAAGAGAAGCAUGUGAAACCAUCAGACACUAGGCAGCCAGCGCAGCAGCGUGAGACAAAGUUAGUUGCUCUUCAGCAUCAUGAAAUCUUUGUGCCAAAGCCAGGGAUGCAGGAAUACAGAGCAAAAAAGAUUGCUUCCCCCCCAAUGCCUUAUACCUACGCACAAGCCGUGAUGCAGACCAGGCCAAAGUCACAGCCAGAAGGCCACGUUCAAGCCAGGCUGGAGACUGCUGCACAAAAACAACAACAUACCAAGAAAGUACCCCCAGCCACAGCAGGAGCAACUUAA
Molecule: messenger RNA, 3210 nt
Organism: Monopterus albus (swamp eel)
Lineage: Eukaryota; Metazoa; Chordata; Actinopteri; Synbranchiformes; Synbranchidae
Product: nesprin-2-like
Exons: 22
Coding region: 199-3210 (1003 amino acids)
Molecular function (GO): protein binding
Source: RefSeq, a predicted model, not a curated record